CUCAGCCAAACACAAGAGAACAGGGCCCCGACGCAGUUUUGCCGGGAAGCUCCAGGCAAGUGAUUUCCGGUCCAUGCUGCAGACAAUAGCGGUGAUGUGAUUCGAGUGUUAUGCUGCUGGACCAUUGUUGCGUUGCCGGUCUCGCGUGAGGAACGGCCAUUAAUUAGAGAUUCCUUAUUCAUGGAGAAACGGAAAAAGCACAAAUGGAUCCAGCGCUAGCGAUGAUGACAACGGCGAUAACAAGCACGGAAAACCCCAAAUUAACUGAGCCAUUCAACCUGACGGGACCAUGGGAUAACACAGAUAGAAAAAUAGAUACGACAGUCUCCACAACGUUAUCCAACCAAACACAGAAGUCAAUUAAAGAAUUAUUGUAUAACGGAACGGGAUAUUUCAUCGAAGACGAAGGAGAUCCGGGAGGUUUGAAUGACGUCCAAACGCUUUUCUUGGCCUGCUUUGCAACAUUAAUUCCUUUGGUUCUAACGUUGUUCACAGCAUUCGGUAUAAGGAUUCUGUGGACGAAGUACAAAAGACGCAAGGAAAAUGCUCAAUAUGACGGAAUAUUGCACAGAGACGGCACUUCGGAGUCGAUAGCCAGGCCAUUACAUUCCCAUCUACUCAAUGAUAAGGAAUGCGAAGAUCUUCAUUUGACCAUCACAAAUGAAGAAGUCGAAAUUUGCAAUUUGAACGACUCCCAAUAUACGACAAACAACCAUUGCAACACAAACGGAAGCAUUAUCACAAUGACCUUAAAAAAUAACCAUCUAAUUGUGGAAACCGAAGAAAGAAACGAUAUCGAGGAGGAUAGUCGGGAAACAACGAUGAAGUAUUCACCUGGUGCUAGAGAUGGUGUUUUCGUUGUCGAAGUCCAGCAGGGUGUCAGGAGGAGUCCGAGUUCCGGACCGGCUUCAUGCAAGGAAGAGAUCAGUAACGUUAGUGACCAGUGUGCUUUAGUACAUAAUCCACCAGACAGAUUUAGCGAUGAGGACACCUUGGAAGAAUGCGACGACAGCGAGUACAUGGAAACGACAUCACCAUCAGCCCAAACACCGAGACGUCUCCAGCUGCAAAUAAGAACGGGCCUGACCCAGAGCAACAGCAGCCUGAGCUCCAACCGCCAGUCCUAUUGCUACACGAACCAACAAUGCUACGACUCCGGAGGCUACGGAUACACCACCUACGCGGGCUACAUAAACGACGAGCCCCAGAAACGUCUGCAAUGCGACAACAAACCGAAGAUUAUGUCGGCCGUUUACAAGAAACAAAGGAGCAUGGUUAAUGGGGAGGCGAGUGUCGAUUUGGGGGAGGACGCAACGGAUGGGGACGGAUUGAGGAAUUGCACGGCGGAAGGUUUAGGGAGCAGCAUUAAGACGCACAUCAAACGGGUCGGCUCGCCGAAAUUCGAAAAAUUACAAAAUGACACAUCACCAACCGCUACCAAAGAGGAAACGGAUGUUAGGUCUGUAGAUUAUGAAAAUAAGGGGUUCGAGGCCAAUGAUAUGGCCCAGAGUUAGACGGCGGACAAUUGGGAACUUUUUUAGUAUCUUA
Messenger RNA from Aethina tumida (small hive beetle), 1548 nucleotides. RefSeq lists its product as uncharacterized. The transcript is spliced from 8 exons. The record is from RefSeq and is a predicted model, not a curated record. Lineage: Eukaryota; Metazoa; Arthropoda; Insecta; Coleoptera; Nitidulidae. The coding region runs from base 204 to 1514 and encodes 436 amino acids.